Messenger RNA from Chinchilla lanigera (long-tailed chinchilla), 460 nucleotides. RefSeq names its product ribosomal protein L39 (gene Rpl39). The record is from RefSeq and is a predicted model, not a curated record. NCBI's taxonomy places the organism in Eukaryota, Metazoa, Chordata, Mammalia, Rodentia, Chinchillidae. The coding region runs from base 107 to 262 and encodes 51 amino acids. Gene Ontology annotation, biological process: translation. The transcript has 3 exons. Gene Ontology annotation, molecular function: structural constituent of ribosome. Gene Ontology annotation, cellular component: ribosome; cytosolic large ribosomal subunit.
AAGCUCCGCCUCUCAGCGGCGCCUUCUAAAUGCGUUCUUCCGACUGAUUCUCCCUUUUCUGCUUCAGUCCGCCAUCGAGUGCGUGCUCUUCCCUCUGAGCCAAACCAUGUCUUCUCAUAAGACUUUCAGAAUCAAACGAUUCCUGGCCAAGAAGCAAAAGCAGAAUCGUCCCAUUCCUCAGUGGAUUCGGAUGAAGACUGGUAAUAAAAUCAGGUACAACUCCAAGAGGAGACACUGGAGGAGGACCAAGCUGGGACUGUAAGGAGUUGCACAUGAGCUGCAGCACAUUUACCCUCUCGGAGAGCAUAAGAUGAUACCCUCUUUUUCAUGGUCAAGAUAAAACCACCGUAUCAAGCUUAAAAAUACCAUUGGUGGGACAGUGGAAUAUACUUAAUCAGGAUUCUUAAUUCAUUUUCUGUGAUCAGCACUAUUAGAUCAACAAUAAAUAUUUGAAACCUUU